Molecule: messenger RNA, 1600 nt
Organism: Lycium barbarum (goji berry)
Lineage: Eukaryota; Viridiplantae; Streptophyta; Magnoliopsida; Solanales; Solanaceae
Product: zinc finger protein ZOP1
Exons: 6
Coding region: 163-951 (262 amino acids)
Biological process (GO): mRNA splicing, via spliceosome
Cellular component (GO): nucleus; precatalytic spliceosome
Molecular function (GO): zinc ion binding; RNA binding
Source: RefSeq, a predicted model, not a curated record
AUCUUUUAUUUUAUAUUUUUGGGGACAAGAUCCUCAAACAUCUUUUGUUCAAAAUUAGGGUUUAGAAGAAAAGGUCGUUGAUUUUGAAUAGGAAAACAAAUUCGAGCGUGGGAAUCACCGCAUACUCUUUGCAUUCAAUCGAUUCGUAUAUCUGUUGCAGCCAUGACUGAGUUUUGGGUUAGUCAAGGAAAUAAAUGGUGUGAUUUCUGCAAAAUCUUCAUAUCGAAUAAUCCUACGAGCAUUAGGAACCAUGAACUCGGUACGCGUCACAAGGAAGCUGUGGGCAAUAGGCUCAACACAAUGCGAGAAGAUAAAGCUAAAAAAGAGAAACAGUUAAAACAAGCAGCCCACGCGCUGGAGCAAAUUGAAGCAAAAGCGCAACGCAGCUAUCAGAAGGAUAUGGCUCGAGUUAAAGAGGCCAGGAGUACCAAUAUACAGGCACUGGCUACUCAUGAUAAUGGUCAAGCGACUACCAAGGGAUCUGCUGUAUCAGAAGAGUGGGAGUAUGACAGCUCAUCCGGCUACUAUUACAGUCAAAGUAAUGGAUGCCAUUAUGAUCCUAACUCCGGCUUCUAUUAUACAGACGUUUUAGGUAGGUGGGUAACACAGGAAGAGGCACUUGCUGCAACUCAAGUUUCUUCAACAUCCGUUUCAAAGAUACCUUUAGCGAAAGCACCUGUAUCAACAAUGGGUGCUGGAUCCUCAGAAAAUAAAAGCGCAGAAGCUACUCAAAGUGGUCCUCCACCAGGGCGUGUUAUUUCAACCCCUCAAAAUCCCACGAGAUCUGUUAAAGGUAAACCUUCUUCACUGAUGGUUAACAAAAGAAAAAGGGAGAAUGAGAAGCCAAAAGCUGUCACUGAGGAGGAAUCAGCAGCACGCAAGGCCAGGGAGGCUGCAAGGAAGAGAGUUGAAGAGAGAGAGAAAUCACUGCUUGGUCUUUAUAAGCAUUGAUUUGUGUAUGCUUUAUCAAAUACUUUCUUGCUCAAAGGAGGAAUAUUUGAUGAGGUGAGUCCACGUAAAUGUGCUGAGGAUUGUUCAGUGGCAUUUACAACAUUCAAUCGUCCAAAAUUCAUCUUCAUCAUACACAAUGUUAGGGCUGAGAAGGUGAUUUUCCAACUGCUUCUCCAAUUACUUGACUGAUAGUUUAUUAUAUCAAAUCCCUUACACAAGGAGUCUGGGUGAGGUAUGCAGCCCAAUCUAUUCAAUCAUUUCCAGCCAGUGAGUUGCCAUUAGCAUCGGGAAGUUAUAUGAUUGUAGUAUCAUGUGCGGUUUCUGCCAAGUAAAACAUUUGAACUUGCCCGCUGCUUUAUACCAGUAAAUGUGUGGCUUUAUGGCCCAAAGUUGUAAGAGCGUACUGCAAAUGAAGAUAUUUGGUUCGAGAACGAAACCGAUUUCUUAUUAUUUCCAUUCUGUUAUAAUAUGCCUUGUUGACUUUCAAGAUCAAGUUAUCCCUUUGCCUUUGUUUACUCCCCCUCCUACCUAGUUCAGAGAAAUGGAACGAAAAAGAGAAUCUUUUUGUUUUGUUUUCUUUUCUUUUCUUUUCCAAGUUGUAUUGGCAUUGUGUUUUCGUUCUCUUUGAAGAAUGCUUUGUUUCCUUCAA